AUGUCGUCUUUCAAUCAAUCCAUCCCAAUGUAUCUGCGCACCUCCAAUUCUAUUACUAUUGCUGCCGUCUACGUUGACGAUAUUAUAUUAACUGGGGAUGAUAGUGCUUCCAUCAAGCAACUUAAGGCCCAUCUUCAUCGUAUUUUUAGUAUCAAGGAUCUUGGUGUUCUUCAUUAUUUUCUUGGUGUAGAAGUCAGUUAUGCUCCUGAAGAAUCUGGUAUUGUUCCAAGCAAAAAGGUUGCUACGCCUCUUCCCGUUCAUCUCAAGUUGCAAGCAAGUAAUUCUCCUCUUUAUCUUGAUCCUCAACAUUAUCGUAGCUUGGUGGGUAAGUUGAAUUAUCUUACUCAUCCUCGCCCUGAUAUUUCGUUUGCGGUGCAAUCUCUUAGCCAAUAUAUGCAGAAUCCUACUGAGGACCACUAUUCUGCUCUCCUUCACACGAUUACUUAUGUUGCUCAUACUCUUCAUCACGACGUUUUAUUACAAGGCUCUAAUACUUUACAUCUUCAUGCUUACUUGGACUCGGAUUGGGGUGCUGAGAAUUAUAGCAGCGGAAGGUUUGUGGUAAUUUCAGUCUUCUUUAUCAAUGGGUAA
Amaranthus tricolor (Joseph's coat) is the source of this 591-nucleotide messenger RNA. RefSeq lists its product as uncharacterized. Lineage: Eukaryota; Viridiplantae; Streptophyta; Magnoliopsida; Caryophyllales; Amaranthaceae. The coding region runs from base 1 to 591 and encodes 196 amino acids. The record is from RefSeq and is a predicted model, not a curated record. The transcript is spliced from 3 exons.